Messenger RNA from Penicillium waksmanii, 4071 nucleotides. Its product is annotated as putative translation regulator (Cya5). The record is from RefSeq and is a predicted model, not a curated record. Gene Ontology annotation, molecular function: protein binding. NCBI's taxonomy places the organism in Eukaryota, Fungi, Ascomycota, Eurotiomycetes, Eurotiales, Aspergillaceae. The transcript has a single exon. Bases 1 to 4071 code for a protein of 1356 amino acids.
AUGUUGGAACGGGCAACCGCCUGUUUCGAGAGCGCAGGACGGCGUUUGUUUCGAGACUCCAAUGAUGCGAUUCGAACACGGAGAUCCCUGUAUCGCAAUUUUUGGAAACACAAUGCUACUGCAGAGGACUUCCCCGGUUGGUUUCUCGCGUUGGUCCAGCCGUCAAACCAACGCUCGUCCUCCGCUCUCAACCUCGCCUCCCAAAACCAAAAUCUAUCGGCCCAAGAUGGAGGAACGCCCUUUUUGGAAUUCUUGUACCCCCGAACCUCUUCGCCGGCAUUGCGCAUACCCCGACAAUCAAGGAGAUUGGGUCUGCGCCGAAGAAGACGAUCGCUGGUCGGCUUCCCGAGAAACUACACCUCCGAAGCGGUCUCAAACACUCAACCCACCCUUCCCGACACUUCACGGAUACACGGGACAACCCUCCAAGAUGGGACAGAUAAUCCAGCAGCUAGCCGGGCCAUAGAAGAACUCUCAAGGAUACUGGAAGACAAAAGCAAGGAUGUUGACAAGGAUUUCGACAAGGCAUGGGUUCUUUACCUGGCUGCUGGAAAACCAUCGGCCAUUCGUUCCCCCUUAUGUCAAUAUCUAUCAGCUUCCAACCACAGCUCGGAUUCGGACCGGGCUUGGCAACUCUUUGAGGAGAUUCCGCUCAAAGACCGCUCACCCAGUGACUUUAAUCGCAUUACUUAUUCCCAAGCACGAGUCGAAAAUUCUCCAAGACUCAUGGAAAUAGCCACGCAAGCAGAGCAUUCUACAACGCAAGAAGCUGCCAACUUAUGUUUUCCUCGAAUCUUCGCAUAUUUCUUCAAAAGGAAACUGUGGAGUCCCGCCGUGGAAGUCUCGCGAAUAUGGGGUUCCCUCGAACACCCAGAGGAUAUUCAAAAAGCCCAAUUGUUAUUUUUACACGUUGCAGACGUUACCCUCGUUUCGAACUGCCUGGAAUUUGGACUCCAUCUUCAAAAAUCCAGACAAUAUGCUAACAAAAGAAGGCAUAAGCAUUUCUUUGACCUUGCAGAAGCGCUUCUGCAUCAAAUUUCACACUCCCCAGCUCAGCCUGAACAUGCCUCGCUGUAUAUCCUGCUCGAAAUGCUGAGAGUAUAUGGAGACAUAUAUGUCCCUAUGCUGAAGCAUUACAGCAAGAUCAUCAAAACGCUUCAGUCGUCGCCAACUCGCUCCGGAUUUUCUCGAUCAAUAGUCUUUUAUCGCCAACUGCGUUUGGAGGCGCCUAAUCUCCGACCUUCAUAUGACCUGUUAGCUGGCCAGUUGGACUCUAUGAAAGCAUGGGGAAUGACUAGCGGUAUAUCAUAUAUUUUGGCCGAAUUCGAACAUUUCUUUGAACGGCCGAGCAUGCGUGCAUACCUCGUGAGCCUGGACUGCUAUGCCCAUGCUGGGGACUUUUCACAGGCUGAAUCGGUCUUUAACAGGAUGCUGGCGGAUCAUGGGAACCCUACAGACUGUCGGCCAGUGCUACCACUACUCGUUGCUCAUGCCAAGACGGGCAAUGUGAAACAAGCACGUCGACAAUUCGAACGAUUGACGAAUGAAUUUCAGCUCCAGCCAAAUACCCACUGCUGGAAUGCACUUAUCAGGGCACAUGCUGCCAACAAUGAUUGGACUGGUGCACAGAAAACCUUCACUCAAAUGUUAGAUGCCGGCUUGCAGCCAGAUUCAUAUAGCUUUGGCACAUUGAUGGGAAUCACCGCAAAGAGAGGCGACGUUGAUGGCACCCGUCGGCUCCUGGAAGAAGCACGUCGGCAUCGAGUAUUAAUCACAAUGCCAAUGCUUGAUACAGUCAUUCAAGCACACUGCAUAAACGGGCAGUUGGAUUUCGCAGAACAGCUUGCAGAGGCGUGUUCCAAACUUGCAAUCCGGGGGAACGCCACCAGAAUCUGGAAUAUGAUCCUACUUCAGUAUGCGCGCAGGCUCGACGUCAAAGCUUGCUACCGGAUCAGAGAACGCAUGAGAGCGGUCAAUGUUCCGUGGGAUGCUUGGACGUAUUACGCAACGAUGCGUGGUCUUGUCCUGAUUGGCAGACCUGAACGAGCACGAAAAAUGCUUCAAGAACUGCACCAUCACCGUGAAAUGUAUGCUGAAGAGGCCCAUUACGCCCUCGUUCUAUCCGGAUUCGUUAAGAAACGCAACAGAGAUAUGGUGCACAUCAUUUUCAAAGAGAUCGUGGAGCGAUUUGGCAAAGCUGGGCCUAAGUCAAGCUUCUUGUAUCUCAAAAACCAGGUUUGGCGUGAUUUGCGAAUCGCAAAAGAGACCGGUAUCACAAAUGAUGCUGACGUCCGUCUGGUGCACGCGGAAAAGGCUUUGGCCGAAUACCUGGCUAACUCUCAUGACGCAUCAUCGACUUCCAUGCCUGGCAACCAACCUGGCAAUCAACUUGUCAAUAAACCUGUCAAUGAUGCUGAGGUGGCUCCUCAAUACGAAUACCUGAUCCACCAAUACGGGAUACGUGGUGCGAUUAAUCGUGCCCAUGCACUAUACCAGCAAUUUGUGGAUAGGCGGGAUCCCGGAAACCCUGAGGAGCACGAGCCGAAACCGAUGCCAAUUGGAGUUCUCACUUCCAUGAUGUCUGCUCAUCUAAACGUGGCACAAUAUAAUGAAGCAGAGAAGCUGUGGAAACUCGCGAUAUCUGAUGCUAUGGAACAAGCCAGUGAGAUUGUGAUUGACUUGUCGCCCAAUUCUUCCUCAUCGAACAUUGAGGGGUCCCAUGCUACAAGUUCUCGGUGCUCUGACUUGCCGACCACCAAUGUUUCUGUCGUUCCCCAUAUCCGCAAGAUUACAUCAGCACAGCGUUUUAUUCUUGCGAAACCCUUGUCCAUCUACAUGCGAGUCUUGGGCUACCAGAACCAGGCGAGCAGGAUCAGUGAGGUCGUGGCGAAUCUCGAGAAACUUGGCUUCGAAUUGACUACCUUCAAUUGGUCAAGCUGGGUACAAAUGCUGGCAUCUUCCGACUACUAUCCUGAUCAGGUCAAAGCUUUCCGAAUGUUCGAAGAGAAAUUCGCACCUCGUUUCCCUGGAUGGUACAAACUUUUACGCGGAUUUGGCCACAAAUCACCCAAAAUGACGAAUAGUACUUGGAUGCUUGAAGAUGAUCGAACAGAGUCGUUCCGGGAUGUUUCCGGCAAGAACACACGAAAGCACUGGAUCGGUAUUGAACCAGAUCAUCUGCAACCGACUUAUCUCACCAUCGUUUUCCUCGCCGCCUCUCUCAAUCGUAUCCGAGAUAAAACCAUCACUCAAGGCAAUCACGAACUCCAGAAGAUCAACACCGUCGCUCCCCAAACGGUCAAAUUGAUCGGUGAAAUGCCUUAUAAGCGCGACAAGAUCCAAGGUGUAUUGCUUCGACAUCGUUCGCAGCAACCUGACAACGAGAAAAAUCCAACCGUGCAACUCAUCAUGAGAGGUGGCGUUCUCGGCAAGGAAAAACCUCCCAGAAGUCGACCUGACAUCUUCAAAGAUGGCGAGACAUUGGAGACGUGGCAGCGCAAGACUCCAAAUUAUCUAACCAAAGGGCCCGGGAAAUCUAUCGAGACUGAAAGUGCUGCGGAUGACUUCGUUUGGGAUGAUCGGGGCGUGGUCACCCAGUUGAAUCCGCUGCCAGCCGCAGACGAAAUCGACACUGAGAACCACCUCCGCAGGAGUCACACCACAACCCAACAAAAGGAGAAUAAACGCCAGUCGCGUUUUGCCAGUGUCGUUGCUCGUGAAAAGAAGCGACGCGAAAUCACCAGGGAACGUCUCGAACCCUCUGUGAAUCAAAACCUAGUCGACUACAAGGUGUUCGCAGAAGACGACCAAGCCGUUGAUGAAGAGGAUGAGACUCUUGCUGACCAGCCCUGGGUUGAUGAGGACUUUCAGGCUUUCGUCGAGGAAGUCAAGGUUGCUGACGAGGAGCAAGUGGAAGCAGAGCCCUACGAGCAACCUGGGCAGCAAGAGCAUUCCGAGGUUGAGCGCUCGGAGGAUAGAGAGCAGUCCGAAUCUGGAUCUAAAAUUGAGUGCGCCGAGCAGGCCACAGACGACCAUAGCGAGGUUCCUGAUGAGAACAAACCUCGCGAAUAA